AUGAAAACGACAUUUGCAUUGUUUUGUAUAUGGGCCUGCAUUGGCUUGAUGAAUGCGGCCAAUAAACGAGAUCACAACAAUUAUUCGAAAAAUCCAAUGCGAAUCGUAUGUUAUGUUGGAACAUGGUCCGUUUAUCAUAAAGUUGAUCCAUACACAAUUGAAGAUAUUGAUCCUUUCAAAUGUACUCAUUUGAUGUAUGGUUUUGCUAAAAUCGAUGAAUACAAAUACACCAUUCAAAACUCUUACGAAUGUCUUUUGGGCCCAAGUACAACCACACCAACACCAACCACCCCGUCAACUCCUUCGACUACCACACCUACACCAACCACCCCGUCAACCCCUUCAACUACCACACCAACACCAACCACCCCGUCAACCCCUUCAACUACCACACCUACACCAACCACCCCGUCAACUCCUUCAACUACCACACCUACCCCAACCACCACCGAUAGCACAAGCGAAACACCAAAAUACACUACGUAUAUUGAUGGACAUUUGAUUAAAUGCUAUAAACAAGGUUAUCUUCCACAUCCAACUGAUGUUCAUAAAUAUUUAGUUUGUGAAUAUAUUGCCACACCAAACGGUGGUUGGUGGGUACACAUUAUGGAUUGUCCAAAGGGAACUAGAUGGCACGCAACAUUAAAAAAUUGUAUUCAAGAAUGAUCUGAUAUAUUUGUAACAGUUUAUUGCUAAAUGAAAUUUAAAUAAAAUUAUUUGAAUCCAUUA
Molecule: messenger RNA, 729 nt
Organism: Dermatophagoides pteronyssinus (European house dust mite)
Lineage: Eukaryota; Metazoa; Arthropoda; Arachnida; Sarcoptiformes; Pyroglyphidae
Product: putative chitinase 10
Biological process (GO): carbohydrate metabolic process; chitin catabolic process
Cellular component (GO): extracellular region
Molecular function (GO): chitin binding; chitinase activity
Source: RefSeq, a predicted model, not a curated record